Caenorhabditis briggsae is the source of this 630-nucleotide messenger RNA. RefSeq names its product Protein CBR-RAB-7 (gene Cbr-rab-7). The record is from RefSeq and is a predicted model, not a curated record. Gene Ontology annotation, biological process: endosome to lysosome transport; phagosome-lysosome fusion. Gene Ontology annotation, cellular component: late endosome; phagocytic vesicle; lysosome. Bases 1 to 630 code for a protein of 209 amino acids. Lineage: Eukaryota; Metazoa; Nematoda; Chromadorea; Rhabditida; Rhabditidae. Gene Ontology annotation, molecular function: GTPase activity; GTP binding. The transcript has 5 exons.
AUGUCAGGAACUAGAAAGAAGGCUCUUCUCAAAGUUAUCAUUCUCGGAGAUUCUGGAGUCGGAAAGACUUCUCUUAUGAAUCAAUAUGUCAACCGGAGAUUCAGUAACCAGUACAAGGCUACGAUCGGAGCCGAUUUCUUGACUCGUGAUGUCAACAUCGACGACCGAACCGUCACUCUUCAGAUUUGGGACACCGCCGGUCAGGAACGUUUCCAAUCCCUUGGAGUCGCUUUUUAUCGUGGUGCCGAUUGCUGCGUCCUCGCAUUCGACGUCACCAAUGCCGCCUCAUUCAAGUCUCUGGAUUCGUGGCGCGACGAGUUCCUCAUCCAGGCUAGCCCUCGUGAUCCAGACCACUUUCCAUUUGUGUUGUUGGGAAACAAGGUGGAUUUGGAGAGCCAGAGAGCGGUUUCUUCGAAGCGUGCUCAAUCUUGGUGCCAGACGAAAGGAAACAUUCCAUACUACGAGGUUUCUGCCAAGGAGGCGUUGAACGUGGAGGCUGCUUUCUUGGCGAUCGCUCGUGACGCGUUGGCGAGAGAGUCCCAGGAAACCAACGACUUCCCAGAGUUCCCAGACCAGAUUCGUCUCAAUCCAAACCAGCAAAACCAGCAAAACUCGGGAUGCAACUGCUGA